CGGCAGUGUAUCCAACCUGCUGAUUCUAUGCAUAAUGAACAUAUCUGAAUUGAUUUACGACAUGCAGUCUUACCAUCGCAAAAGCUUAUCAAAAACUAUUCGUUCCUCUGUAAUCGGCAAAUCGCUUUUUUACUGACCGAUUAAUACCACUUCGUGUACAGUUAGGUUUGUGCAUUCAAACUUCAACUUAGCAAUGUCUCUCGUGCCGUAUUACUCGCUCCUCCUGAUUAUUUGUGCCCUAGUGGGCAUAAAAGCCCAGCAAUCGUUUGACCCAUGCACGUGUCCUUGUCGGAAAAUCAUUCCGGUUCAAGUGGAUCCUUACUUGAAGACAAACGCCAAUUGUGUAUACAUCAAAAGUGUCUACAGUAAAGGAUUGCUGUUCACUUCGGAUGUAGUCAUCGAAGGCAGUCGGUAUGUUUUUCACGACGUUUCCCAUUACAAGACGGCUAAGCCCAACUAUUCGCACACGGCAUUCUGGAAAAUUUUCUACCCAUGGAGGAACGUGAGCAACACAGCAGAUGUACCUUUGGCCUUGCAGAAUAUCCUGUCCUCGGAGUUUAUGGUUGUGUCGCAUCAAAUCGUGGAAUUUACGAACCGUCAGAUUGUGACCCAUCCCGUGCUGACGAUAUACUCGCUGUGGCACUUCACCUACCCAGGGGGUUAUUACAAGAUAAUGAAUCAGUUUACGAAGGAGUACCUGUUUUCGGACGAACAACACAAAAGCGGUUGGAACGAGGGGAAGGUUUUUACGGACACUAUCAGACGCAGCUCAUCGGAUGAUUUUCCCGGAAAGUAUGGCUUUCAUAUCACACCGUGUUAUGAAUGAUGCGUGAGUGGUCUGAAAUAAAAGAUUGAUUUUUU
Messenger RNA from Aedes albopictus (Asian tiger mosquito), 861 nucleotides. RefSeq lists its product as uncharacterized. The record is from RefSeq and is a predicted model, not a curated record. The coding region runs from base 194 to 826 and encodes 210 amino acids. Lineage: Eukaryota; Metazoa; Arthropoda; Insecta; Diptera; Culicidae. The transcript has a single exon.